Effrenium voratum is the source of this 202-nucleotide messenger RNA. The record is from the annotation of a GenBank genome assembly. Lineage: Eukaryota; Dinophyceae; Suessiales; Symbiodiniaceae.
GUGGAAGGUGGACAUCGGAGGUGGACAGGUGGUCUUGCACCAACGAGAAAUUGUGGAAGAAGCUGGGCAGUACCACAGUGGGGUUCAUUUGAUCUGCUGCUACGUGGAUGUGGAAGUGAUGGCGCACAUCAAGAAGGAAUGGGAUGCCACGGACCUGGAGUGGGCCAACACGGAGAAGCCGCUGAAGUUCUGCAGCGUGUAG